Molecule: messenger RNA, 1988 nt
Organism: Caenorhabditis angaria
Lineage: Eukaryota; Metazoa; Nematoda; Chromadorea; Rhabditida; Rhabditidae
Source: the annotation of a GenBank genome assembly
AUGCUGCAUAUUUUGCUACAGUAUGCGCCAAAUUGGACGCACGAGAUAUCAUGGCUCGUUAUUGUCGCCUUUGUCUUCGCUUUCUUUGUGUCCUAUGGUGAGUUUUUAUCAACUUUAACAAAUGAACUCUUAAUUAAAUUAUGGAUUUAAGGUAUGGGAGCCAAUGAUUCUUGUAAUGAUUGGGGACCGGCUGUUGGAGCAGGAACUGUGAAACUCUGGCAAGCCUACGUUCUCUCCGCUAUUCUCAAUGUUCUCGGUGCUGUUUUACUUGGUGAGUUGAUUUUUCUUCUCUUCUUCAAUUUUCAGUCAUUUUUUAAACAAAAGAACGAACAUAUCUUAUCAGUUUUUAAACUCAAAAAACAAUGAAAAACAAAAAAAAACAUGAACGGAUAUCACACCUGUUUGACCGGUCAUAUGGGGGUUUGAAAAAUUAUAUUUCAAAAAACAUGACCGGUCAAUGGCCUUGAUACCGCUGACAUUUUUAAUGUAUUCUUUUUUUGUAACAAAAAAAAAAAUUGAAUUAAAAAAAAACUUGACGCUUACCGAAAAGAAAAAAAACAAUAAAAUAUAUUUUUAAGGUUACAAGGUUGUGGAGACUUUGCGCACAGGAAUUGUUGAAUUCGAAAUUUUCGAUGUUUACGCUCAAUACAAUCAUUCAACAAAUCAUUACGACACUGUCGAUCAUUGUGGAAAUGCGACACUUGUUGGAGGAUGGAAGGCUCCAGAUAUUCUUCCAGGAGCACCACCAUUAGAAUGUGCCAAGUAUACAUCUAUCGAUUUUAUGCUCACUCAAACAGCUUCUCUCGCCGGUGUUGCCUCAUUCAUGAUUCUCUCAUCUUGCUACAAAAUCCCAGUAUCAGCCACUCAUGCGAUUGUUGGUGCUUCAGUCGCCACAUCUUUCUAUAUUCGUGGAAACGUUGGAAUCAAAUGGGAUGAAAUUAUCAAGAUUGUUGUCUCUUGGUUCAUUUCUCCAGUUAUUGCUGGAAUUUUCGCUGGAGCCUUUUAUUAUGUUGUCAAAUAUUCAGUUUUGAUCCGGAAAGAUACUUUUAAAUGGGCUCUCAAACUUUGCCCAAUUUUCUUGUGCUUCACUUUGGUUGUCAAUUUAUAUGCUUGUCUUUAUGAUGGAUCAAAAUGUAAGUUUUUCUAAAUUUCAAUUUCCUUGAAAUAUAUUUAUCUAUUUUUUUCUAGAUCUUGGACUAGAUAAACUCAACUGGUGGGAAGCUCUUCUUAUCUCAUGCGCUAUUGGAAUUGCCGGAUGGGCCCUUCUUGCUUUCCCAUUGAAGAAUUGGCUUCCAGGAAGAGCUAAAAGACUUUAUGACAAAGAAACUAAACAAAUCCAAAUCCGUUUGGAAUCUGGAAAAGCUCCAAAAGGUCAUAAAAUCAAAGAUAUGCGUGAACCAGAUGUUGCUGAUAAUAUCAAAGAACUUCCAUGGUACAAAUAUCUCUGGGCAUAUGUACCAGAAGAUCGUUUGACUAAAAAAGUGUUUAAUACUCUUCAAAUCGUCUCAUCAUCUAUGCUUUCAUUUACUCAUGGUGCAAAUGAUACUGGAAAUACUAUUUCACCACUUCUCGCUAUCUGGUUGUGUUAUGAAUCUGGAUAUGCUUUCGGAAAUGCUGAGACAAGAGAUGAUACACAAUUGUUGUUGGCUUAUGGAUCAUUUGCUAUGAUCUUUGGAUUUGUUACCCUUGGACAUCGUACCAUCAAAUUGUUGGCUCAUGAAAUGACUGUUGAUAUGUCACCAAUUUCUGGAUUCUGUAUUGAAGUCGGAACUGCUUUCACAGUCCUCGUUUGUGUCAAACUCGGAAUUCCAAUCUCAUCCACUCAUUGUACUGUCGGAGCUGUCGUUUUCGUUGGAAUGGCAAAAUCAACUCAUGAAGGAGUUUCAUUUGGAACAUUCCGCAAGAUUUGCUUAUUCUGGCUUUUGUGCUUCCCAAUUUCAGCUGUUAUCGGAGUUUUGACUACCAUAGUCCUUCAACAAUUUUUGUAA